Postia placenta MAD-698-R-SB12 is the source of this 1882-nucleotide messenger RNA. RefSeq lists its product as hypothetical. Gene Ontology annotation, molecular function: protein serine/threonine kinase activity; ATP binding. The record is from RefSeq and is a predicted model, not a curated record. Gene Ontology annotation, biological process: mRNA cis splicing, via spliceosome; peptidyl-serine phosphorylation; peptidyl-threonine phosphorylation. NCBI's taxonomy places the organism in Eukaryota, Fungi, Basidiomycota, Agaricomycetes, Polyporales, Adustoporiaceae. The coding region runs from base 19 to 1665 and encodes 548 amino acids. The transcript has 8 exons.
CCCGUAGCAGUGCAUGAUAUGGAACUCGAAUUGCCCUCUUCGCCGCCGCCGGUAGAGCAGACGCUCGCGGCACGCAGAGCAAGACGACAAGCAAUCCUAGCGAAGUACGCCGGCGUCGCUAGCUCAGUUCCCAGUCAAGGUGUUUCGCCCAGUCCAGGACCUAGCAGUGCGGUCGAGCCGCCUCCCGACUCCCCUACUGUUUCUAACACCAUAUCUCAGUCUCACAGCACUAUCGGAACGCCUGCUAUAUUUGAUCACGACCGCAGCCUCCGUGAGUCGCUGACGGCGUCACCAACUCCCGCGAUAUUUUCAUUGGCGAAAGAAGAGGAGGAAGCGCGGAAAGAAUCGUCACAGGACGGCACUCAUGACCAAAUGCUCGCUGCUGAUUAUGAUCCCAGUCUUGAUCGCCGCGAGGACGAACAAAGGCGUGUGCUUGGCGUGAAAGAAGAACCCGCUGAAGCCGUGCAAGUAGUCGAAGAGGAAGAGGAGGAAGAGGAAGAUGUCGAUGACAUGUUCGCAAUUGCAACGACAGAUAAGAAGAAGGUCAAGAAGAUCAAGCGAGUCAUCGUAUGUGACAUUUCUGUGAAACCUACUGCACCUGCACUGAUCACAACAACGCUGGACUCUGCCGCUGACUCAGAAGGAUACUAUCAAAUCAUAUUAGGAGAGCAACUCGAUGGUGGACGAUAUCAGGUAUUCUCUUCCCUCGGCAAGGGUAUGUUUGCCAACGUCGUUAGAGCUCGUGUACUGCAAGGCGAAGUUGGGGAGGCUGGCAAGGAGGUUGCUAUCAAGAUUGUGCGAUGCCAGGAAUCAAUGUACAAGGCGGGUACGAAGGAAGCACAGAUUCUCUACAAGUUGAAGCAGGCAGAUCCUGAAGACAAGAAGCAUAUCGUACGUCUUGAACGAACAUUCGAGCAUCGCGGUCACCUCUGUUUAGUCUUUGAGUCGCUUAGCAUGAAUCUCCGAGACGUGGUGAAACGUUUCGGUAAGGACGUCGGCCUGAACAUCAAGGCCGUUCGCGCAUACGCGCAUCAGUUGUUCCUUGCUAUGGGUCUAUUGCGGAAAUGCAACAUUAUGCAUGCAGACAUCAAGCCCGAUAACAUCCUUGUGAAUGAACAGAAGACACUGCUCAAGCUGUGUGAUCUAGGCUCAGCGUCAGACGCGUCGGAAAAUGAGAUCACGCCCUAUCUCGUUAGUCGAUUCUAUCGGGCUCCGGAGAUCAUCCUAGGCGUCCCAUACGACCCUGCGUUGGAUAUCUGGUCAAUUGGGUGUACGCUAUACGAACUGUACACUGGCAAGAUUCUCUUCCCGGGUCGGUCAAACAACCAGAUGCUCCUCCUCAUGAUGGAACUCAAGGGCCGUUUCAACUCGAAGUUGAUCAAAAGGGCGAAGUUCGGUAGUCUGUACUUCGACGACUUGGGUGCAUUCCAGAGUGUCGAGAUGGACCGCGUGACAGGAGCUGAUGUGGUCCGUCAAGUCCACAUGACUGCGCCUCUUAAAGACCUCCGCCAGCGGUUGAUGCCUUCUACUUCCAUCAAACUCAAGGAUGACGAAGGCAAGCUUCUAGCGUCGUUUAUCGAUCUCCUUGACAAGUGCCUCGCCCUUGAUCCCGCGAAAAGGAUUACACCUAAAGAGGCACUCACGCACCCCUUCAUACGCGGGUGACAGGGAUCCAUAUGGGUGCCAAGGACUUGGGGUAUGGUGUUUGAAAUACGGUACAGGCCUCGACGGUUAUGGGUCCAGUGCUUCUAAUUAUUCAUGUGUCUCUAGAGUUCAGUCAUCUUGUAGAUGUAUAUCCUCCACUUUGUGGUGUCCGCACCUUCCCGCGAAUGUAUACUACUAGCCUUCCAUCUUGUGAUCGAGAAGGUCAGCUGAACCUCCC